AUGGCGGAACUCGACGCUGAGGGUCUGGAGGCACUGAAGGCGAAGGGCAAGGGCAAGUGGAAGGGAAAGAACGGCCGUGGCGACGCUGCAGAAGGACGGCCAAGGAAUGCUCCUUCUGAUAGUGUGGAUGAUUUGUUUGACUCGAAGUGA
This is a messenger RNA of Symbiodinium sp. CCMP2592, 150 nucleotides long. Lineage: Eukaryota; Dinophyceae; Suessiales; Symbiodiniaceae. The record is from the annotation of a GenBank genome assembly.